This is a messenger RNA of Trichophyton verrucosum HKI 0517, 2016 nucleotides long. RefSeq lists its product as uncharacterized. The record is from RefSeq and is a predicted model, not a curated record. The transcript has 2 exons. Bases 1 to 2016 code for a protein of 671 amino acids. Lineage: Eukaryota; Fungi; Ascomycota; Eurotiomycetes; Onygenales; Arthrodermataceae.
AUGUCUCCACAUCCAAAGUGCAUCUGUCGCACCUAUCCUGAAGCGUCUGAGGAAAAGUCCGGCAGCGGAUUACGAGCGUUGAAGGCAUCUUCUCUCCAAUGCAUAGGAAUCAGCGAAGUCCUAGCAACAAAACUAGCCCUUGAUGCACUUGAGAGUUUCCGUGCUCCACAUCUAGAAACGCCUCGUUGCCCCUUGCAUGGUUACAAAUACCUCCCCUUCAGGCUGUUCAACACUCUCGACUCACAUCUUUUCCGCGGAGUGCUUAAAGACCAAGUCUACCUCAGAUGGUCGAAGAUUCUACCCUCUCGCGUCCACGGGUUGACGAGCAAGCCAGGCUCACGAGACAACAGAAUCACGAUCGACCUCCAACAUUCCUUGAUAAAGGAGAGCUCCGCCGAAGGAAUCAUAUCCGUUCUCAUACACCAUAUGGCUCACGCAUACUUCCUCGCUUGCUGUGGACCGCCCAGCUUGGGUAAGAACCGUUCGGAAAGACAGAAUCUCGGCCAUGAUCUAGCUUAUAGCACCCUGGUGUAUAAAAUUAUGGAUGUCUUUCAACCUCAGGGUUUCAAUAGGAUGCCAAACUUGUUCCUUUUUGAUCGUGCUCGGCACCAUCUGAAUGAUCACCGUCAGCUCUGUCGCGCGGAACGAACAGUGGGUCACUUGGCCGAACCCGGUAAAUGCUGUACGUACCAAUCGACGGAUUUCUUAGACAGGAAGACAUGUCGUGAUCAUACCUUAACUUUGAAGGAGUUACACUUGAAGCAUGAGCGUGAUGGAACGUCAGACCUCGGGGAUCCAUAUCCGAAAUCGCACUAUAUCCACGUUGUUGACCUUGUGAAACAGAGAUUUACACCAGUAUUGCGCAGUCAAUAUCGGUAUCGACCAAAGGACUAUAUUGAACUACACUAUGAGAACUACGCUGUGCCAUUCCUACGCUCUGGCCUGAGAAAGGACUGCUCCCUAGCUUCUAAGAUAUCAGAGGACGUUAAUUUCCUGAACAUACCAGCCCCGUCUCAUCAGAUAUUCUGCGCCUUUUACUCAUACCUCCUAAAUGGCGACUACCCCCCUGAAUUGGUCAAAAUUACAUCUCCUUAUAUCACAGCGAGAAAUGCCGAAGGGCCUCCACUGAUACUAACUUAUGUGCCUGAACUUGAGAACUUCCUCGCUACCGAUAUCAGGAUGUUCAGUUUAGCAAGCAUGUUGGAUUUCUCGGACCUAAGGGACAGUGCCAUGCACAGAAUGCAUUCUCUGAGUGAAACACAUGCGAAUCCAAUAUCGAUCCUUCAGGAAAUAUACAACAGUCCAACCAGGAAUGAUGAUGAUAGAGAUGGAUUGCGACGAUGGGUGCUGGAGUUCCUUCCCAAGGGCGGCAAGGAGCGCGGAUUUACCAAUAUAGACGUCCUGCAAACAGGUCAAUGGAGUGAUAGCCUUGCAAAGCUACGGAAGGAAAACGGCUUGUUUAACAUGGACUAUUCAACUGCAUUCGAAAGUUUGGUCUUGGAAAAGGCAUCGGCUUAUAUAAAUGCGUACAAUGAGGCGAGUCGAGCAACCGGGCACGCUGCAGGUAACCCAAGCGAGACCUUCAACCUAGGAACAUUAUCCUCUGAGGAAUUGGAACUGCUCCGUCAAGUACAUCCUCAGAUGUCAAAGCUCUACGAAACAGCCGUUGCCUCGACACAGAAACAAGCGCUUGGGCCCAAGGUGGAGAAACAAACCAACAAUGAUUGCGGAUCUGAGCAUUGUUUCUGUCAUGUCAACCAACAGACCCGACACCAUCCUCACCGACACCACCAGCAGCAGCAGCAGGAAGAGGACCAAGAUUCUGAUACUUCCUGCUCUCAGUGUCCCUGCUACUACUGUGUGCCUGUUUUGAAUGAGCCGAAUACGCUUAGGCAAACCCCAAACCCCCAGCAUUGUUUGAAUGUUACCACCCCCCUACUCUUCUCACCAAGCCCCCAGACCACAUGCAGCCCUAUAAAUUUUAUACCAGUUUCCACCCACCACAGAUUUAGAUGA